Salvelinus namaycush (lake trout) is the source of this 1241-nucleotide messenger RNA. It is a transcript of the gene tsfm, whose product is annotated as Ts translation elongation factor, mitochondrial. Gene Ontology annotation, molecular function: translation elongation factor activity; protein binding. Gene Ontology annotation, biological process: mitochondrial translational elongation. Gene Ontology annotation, cellular component: mitochondrial matrix. Lineage: Eukaryota; Metazoa; Chordata; Actinopteri; Salmoniformes; Salmonidae. The record is from RefSeq and is a predicted model, not a curated record. The transcript is spliced from 6 exons. Bases 73 to 1002 code for a protein of 309 amino acids.
GGCUAGGUUCAAUGACAUUCCGGCUUUCAUAAGGAGAAAUAUCGAGGUUCGAAUAUAUAAAAAGCUCCAAGAAUGGCAUUAACGUAUGUUUUCAGAUCAAUCAGAACAGAGUUCUCAAAGGUCUGCACCGUUCAUCAUGCACAGUCUUUACACACAGGAUUUCCAGUUCUUGCUGCAGAAAAAGCUCUCCUUAUGAAACUACGCAAAAGUACUGGCUACACAUUCAUUAACUGCAAAAAAGCAUUGGAGAAAUGUGAUAAUGACAUCACAAAGGCAGAGAGCUGGUUACAUGAGCAGGCCCAGAAAGAAGGCUGGAGCAAGGCCAGCAAGCUGGAGGGGAGGAGGGCCAAAGAGGGGCUGAUCGGUCUGUUUGUAGGAGACAAAGCUGCAGUCAUGGUAGAGGUGAACUGUGAGACAGACUUUGUUGCCCGUAAUGAGAAGUUCCAGCAGCUGGUGAAGGAUGUGGCGUUCGCCACCAUGGCUCACCACAGCAGUAAAAACCAGGGCCAAACUGGAUAUGUGAAGAGUCUCCUGGCAGCAGAGGACCUCUCGAAAUUGAACUUGGGUGAAGGUGCUUCUCUGGCUGAUCAGCUGGCCCUUACAAUAGGUCGUCUGGGUGAGAACAUGUCAGUGAGGCGGGCGGUGACGGUUGGCGUUCCUGCAGGCUGGCAUAUCGGCUCCUACAUCCACGGUGGUGUGGCGGGCCAGUCUGAUAUGGCCAUGGGGCGAUACGGCGCCCUCGUGGUGUUCCAGGGGGGCAAGGAUGGGGCGCAGGGCACCCUGGGGAGGAAGCUGGGGCAGCACGUAGUGGGAGAGGCCCCCGUAUCCCUGGGCAACAUGGAUGACCUGCCCUGUGGGGACGCGGAGACGCGCCUGCUGCCCCAAUCCUUCCUCCCUGACCCUAGUAGGACAGUGGCCCAGUACCUGACGGAGCAGGGGGCACGAGUUCUGGACUUUGUCCGCUUUCAGUGUGGGGAGGCGGGCAGUGAUGGGGCACAUUGAAGGGUAGAGGAGAGCAUCUCAGAGACCUUACAGGUCAUGUUUUAUCUGCCUUUUAUUUGUUUCUUAAUUAGGCCAAAGUGCAGACUGUUAUUUGAUGUCAUCCAAAUGCAUUCAACCAAUUUCAAUGUCUCAUGUUUUCAUGCCUUGUGUGAUAAGCUUAAUAUAUGUGUACCAAAAUGACAUAUGCUGCAGGAUGAAGGAACUGAAUCACCCCAACAAUAAAGAUAUUUUAAACUGUA